Ogataea philodendri is the source of this 395-nucleotide messenger RNA. RefSeq lists its product as uncharacterized. NCBI's taxonomy places the organism in Eukaryota, Fungi, Ascomycota, Pichiomycetes, Pichiales, Pichiaceae. The annotation marks the transcript as partial. The transcript has a single exon. The record is from RefSeq and is a predicted model, not a curated record.
AGACAUUUGGUGGUCUAGAAUCUACAUUAAAACCAAAUGUUCUGGCACCAAUGGAUUUUAACAGUCUCUUGUCCAUGUUAGAAAACUCAACGACCCCCGAUGCCGAAUUGCAAAGUAUAAGAAACGAGCUCCAAAGCUCUACAAGUCACAGUGAUUCUCAUGAGAGACCAUUUUCAGAUCCUAAUCCUCAAGUUAACAGUCAGAUGAUGGGAGAAAGACAAACACAGAGCUCGCCAAUUGAAUUUGGUCGCUACUAUGAUAAUCCAGAAGAUCAUCGCAGUGAUGCACAGAAUAUAAUACAAAGGGAGCUAAGUACAGCACAGUCAAUUAUAGAUGCUGCUGAUGAGAGAAGAUUUUUAAAAAUAGCCGAAAAAUACUUUUUGAAGGUAGUACCU